AUAGAUUUAUUGUUUCGUCAUAAGUUUGCUUCUUGGCGUCGCUGCUUUCAAGAUACACUUCAUUUGGCCGAACAACUUUCUCCUUCCAUCUAGGAUAAUUUAUGUGGCACUACUGAAUUUGGAUUAUAUUGGAUUUUACGUGCACUUAAUGGACUUGCUACAAAUGGUGCUUUAGAGGUCAAGCGUUUACAUUUAGUUUCUAAAUGUUUUGAGACGGAGUUAGAGAAUCUGAUGAGACCGAAGGAUAAUUUAUCUGCAUUUACCCAUAAACAAAUAACUGAAAAAUAUGUACAAAAUUGGGAUUAUAUUAAAAAUAUUCUUCAAAUUGUUGAUCGGAUUCGAAAGCUUUCUUGUUGUCCAAAAGAACAUUACAAGCAAACUUCUCAUGAUUUGGGAAAUUUAUAG
Meloidogyne enterolobii is the source of this 405-nucleotide messenger RNA. The record is from the annotation of a GenBank genome assembly. Lineage: Eukaryota; Metazoa; Nematoda; Chromadorea; Rhabditida; Meloidogynidae.